Molecule: messenger RNA, 504 nt
Organism: Strongylus vulgaris
Lineage: Eukaryota; Metazoa; Nematoda; Chromadorea; Rhabditida; Strongylidae
Source: the annotation of a GenBank genome assembly
AUGCUUGUAAUUCCACGCAACACGUCACAAUCACGAGUGGAGGAUGACAUUGUUAAAACGAAAGCGGAGUGGAACAGGGCUAGCACACCUAAAGAAGAUAGCAGAACCAUUCAGAAGCAGACUACAGCAACUACAACAGCGGAAGGGCCGGCGAGGGAGGAGUUUCCCGCUGGGCUUGACCGAAGUCAAUUCAUCUACUACAAUGGUGACUACUACGCUCCGACUAUCCCAGGAAUUCGCAUAUCCAAACCUGACGGAAAAUCUUCAAAUCCAAAUUACCCUUUGAUUGAGGGACCACCAGAAGAAAUGUUUCGCGAAUUUCGAAAACACUCAAAAGAGUUCCAGAAAGUUAUUCCAUUAGUGAAUGGAGCUAGAUCUGCUGCAGAAGGCCAGUUAAGAAGCUCCGAAAGGCCUGGACUAGAUAUCAUGGAUAAGACGAUUUAUAUGAAACAGGAUGGAACUAUAAUUAACGCGCCUCCUGUGCGCAUUCCCGACAAGAGAACA